Molecule: messenger RNA, 1877 nt
Organism: Cololabis saira (Pacific saury)
Lineage: Eukaryota; Metazoa; Chordata; Actinopteri; Beloniformes; Belonidae
Gene: nrsn1l
Product: neurensin 1-like
Exons: 4
Coding region: 119-736 (205 amino acids)
Biological process (GO): nervous system development
Cellular component (GO): neuronal cell body; neuron projection; transport vesicle
Source: RefSeq, a predicted model, not a curated record
UCCGCACGCAUGCCCAGUGCCUGAACUCGGCGCACUGACACCACCACAUCGUUGGAGAUCCGCCGGGCGACGCAUGGAUCCCCAGUGAGAGAAGCGCAGCGGUGUACACAGAUCUGCAAUGGCGCUGUGCCCUGAAGCCUGUGCUUCUACCUCAGGAGGAGAAACCUCUGGAAGUGAGGGGGGCUCUAGCUGUCUCCAGUUCGGGGUUCGCUCCUACCUGCACCACUUCUAUGAAGAGUGCUCGUCCUCCAUGUGGGAGAGAGACCCGGAGGAUCAGGGGUUCGUCCAGAGCCGGAGGUCAGCUCUGUGGUGGAACUCAGCAGUCUGGAAGGUGUCCUUGGCCCUGGGUUUCUUAAUCCUGACUGGAGGUGUCGUGUCUCUCUCUGUCGGGCACUCCACUCCCCACAAAAUCGAGUCAUUCGGAGAGGGAGACCUGUUCUUCGUGGACCCCCAGGCCAUCAGCUUUAACAGGGGGCUGCACCUCAGCACCGCAGCUGGGAUCUGGCUGUCCUGCCUGGGCUCGGCUCUGGCUGUGAUCGGGGUUGUCUUCUGGAUCCUCCGCAGGGCCAACAUGAAAGAGCGGCCCUUCCAUGGUUCAGGGGACGGGGAACAGAGAGGAGAAGCCGGGUUGAAGUGGAGGGGAUUUAGGGAUGCGGUUACUAAGCCACCAGGUACACAGGGAAGGAAGGUUCCUUUUAUUCUGCUGAAAGCAAAAAACGUGCAACCCCCUUCUUAAGAGAAACAAAAGCAGCUACAGGUUGUAGAGGUUUUAACUCUUGUCCUGUGGAUUUACAUGGUCUCCACAAUGUCUCUACAGUAUCUGUUUUUGCUCUGUGACCUGAAUAUUACAGAUAUAAGGCAUUAAUAAGGAAAGUUAAACACAGAACUCACAAUUACUUUAAGUGUACAACUUGGACUUAAGAGAUCAUAGAUUAUUUUCAGUAAAUCCAAUCUAAACUGAAACCCCAAGAGACCUGGUAAUGGCUCACAGAUAUACGGUAGCUAUUGGACAUAAACUAGUAUAGUGCACAAGUGCUAUGUUUGAAAUAUAUAUUCAGAAAUGCCUUAAAAAGAGGAUACACCUAAUAUUUGUCUUCGUACUUGAAAAGAUUUAUGGUAUCUUUGUUAUUUCUGGUUUUAUGAUCAGUGGGGUUUUUUCUAAAUAUCAGUGCUUUUAGAUUUCCAAACAAACAGUAACGAAUAGGUGGUGAUAUUCCAUUCCUUACAGUCAGGCACACAAGGCGCCAAACAGAGAAGGUUACAGAUAAAACCAAUCACUCCAGUCUCUAUCUACGUUUUCACAUAUGGACACUGAAGCUCAGCCAGCCGCAUCGAACACACGCACAGCUAAACACGCUGUCACUCACUAAGUCACCCUCACACAAAUGUGCGCUCCACUGACAGCAUCACCCACUUUCUCCCCACCUUAAUCUGGAUCUCUAAUUGCCUGCAAUCUGUGUAUCCAGGCAACAGUUAGCUUUCAAGUGUUCUAUUUUGAACUCAGAACAAAGACUCUUUUCUGAUUGGUUCUCCACUUCCCCUUUCUUUAUUAUCAUUCCUAUCAGACUUUUUGUUUACCUCCAUACUCAGUUAUUACAAGUAAAUGCUGAAGCGCUGAGGUUAGAGGAAAUUGCACUGGCACCUUAUAGGCCAACUGUCCAAUCGGGUCCUCUUAUUCUCAACAACAGACAUUAAAAGACCGAGUUCAGGGGAUGAGAAGGAGGUGUAGAUGAAGUAAUAGAACGGCCAGAAAAAAAAGGAACAAAAUCCACAGAAUGUUAUUGUUGAUGUUUCACUGUUUUGCUGUGUCUUGUUCAAGAUAAUGGCGUAAAAUGGGGUUAGUUUCACCCCUGCAAAGCAAAUUACCAAAUAAAUGU